AUGCUUAAAAAUUUUUUUGGAUCUAAUAAAAACAAAGAAGAACCAUCUCCUCAAGAGGCUAUUCAAAAAUUAAGGGAAAUGGAGGAUAUGCUUAUUAAAAAACAAGAACAUUUAGAGAAACAAGUAGAGGAACAAUUAAAUUUUGCUCGACAAAAUGGAACCAAAAAUAAAAGAGCAGCACUUCAGGCAUUAAAAAGAAAAAAACAAUAUGAAAAACAACUUAUUCAAAUUGAUGGAACAUUAAAUACACUUGAUUUUCAAAGACAAGCCUUAGAAAAUGCCAAUACGAAUGCUAAUAUUCUUCAAGUUUUAGGGAGUGCUGCUAAGGCUCUUAAAAAGGCACAUAAUGAUAUGGAUAUUGAUCAAGUACAUGAUCUUCUUGAAGAUGUCGCUGAACAAAAUGAGAUAGCUAAUGAAAUUUCUGAUGCUAUUAGUAAUCCAGUAGGAUUUAGAAAUGAAAUUGAUGAAGGUGAAUUAUUAGCUGAGUUAGAGGAACUUGAACAAGAAGAGUUAGAAAAAACAUUAGCUGAUGUUACUCCUGUUAUAGGUGAUAAACUUCCACCUGUUCCAGCACAUGAAUUACCACCAACCCAACAAAAAAAGAAAGAAGUUGAUUCUGAUUUGGAUGACCUUCGCGCUUGGGCAGAAUCCUAA
Strongyloides ratti is the source of this 654-nucleotide messenger RNA. Its product is annotated as GH13992p. Lineage: Eukaryota; Metazoa; Nematoda; Chromadorea; Rhabditida; Strongyloididae. The record is from RefSeq and is a predicted model, not a curated record. The transcript has a single exon. Gene Ontology annotation, biological process: vesicle budding from membrane; late endosome to vacuole transport via multivesicular body sorting pathway. Bases 1 to 654 code for a protein of 217 amino acids. Gene Ontology annotation, cellular component: cytoplasmic side of plasma membrane; ESCRT III complex; multivesicular body.